AUGCUCCAGCAGCGACCGGCAGGGUCUACUCAACAACGCGUUUCAAUUGAUUCGAUUCGAACAGCAGCUGGCGCAGCCUACUCGUCGGCAUCAACUGUAGGCGAACCUCUUUUAUCAAGUACUCUCGGGGGCCGACUCUACCGGUGGGUCGCAAAAUCGACGGAUACUUCGCAGAUUAACGGCGACUGGUGGAUUGCUUGGUCAGCGACUUCUAUCAAAAUCGACGACUCGUUCUAUUAUCGACGGAUCAGCGGGGUCGGUGCUUUACACCGACAGAUCAACAGCAACAGCCGUUCUACGGCCUUUUACUUCAACUGUAUCUAA
This is a messenger RNA of Gongylonema pulchrum, 324 nucleotides long. The record is from the annotation of a GenBank genome assembly. Lineage: Eukaryota; Metazoa; Nematoda; Chromadorea; Rhabditida; Gongylonematidae.